Saccharomycopsis crataegensis is the source of this 1857-nucleotide messenger RNA. RefSeq names its product allantoinase (gene DAL1). Gene Ontology annotation, cellular component: cytoplasm. Lineage: Eukaryota; Fungi; Ascomycota; Saccharomycetes; Ascoideales; Saccharomycopsidaceae. Gene Ontology annotation, molecular function: allantoinase activity. The record is from RefSeq and is a predicted model, not a curated record. Gene Ontology annotation, biological process: purine nucleobase catabolic process. Bases 1 to 1857 code for a protein of 618 amino acids. The transcript has a single exon.
AUGUCAAAGGCCAUCACAUCGUCAAAAGUGGUGAUUGACCACACCAUCGCUCCUGCCACUAUUGUCUACUCAAUUGAAUCAGGGAAAAUCCUCAAGAUUUUCCCAGGAAUCCUCAAACCCAAUUGUCCCGAACUUUCUCGAUACGACAUCACCUCGAGCAAUAAUAAUUAUCGUGAUGUUUCACCGUACGUGAUCCUCCCUGGCCUUGUCGACGCUCAUGUUCAUUUGAACGAACCAGGCCGUACCGAAUGGGAAGGAUUUGCCACGGGGACCCAAGCCGCGGCUUUUGGUGGGGUCACCACCGUGGUGGAUAUGCCCCUCAAUGCCAUUCCUCCUACCACCACAUUACAAAACUUCCAUACGAAAAUCCACGCCGCCAAGGGGAAAACUUGGGUCGACGUGGGGUUUUGGGGCGGGCUCGUCCCCGACAACCUCGAUGAUUUGGAACCGCUCAUGGACGCGGGAGUACGGGGUUUCAAAGGGUUCCUUAUUGAUUCUGGGGUCGAUGAAUUCCCAGCGAUCGAUACUGGGUAUAUCAACCAAGCGCUCGAGAAAGUCAAGGGACGGUCCACGGUGAUCAUGUUCCAUGCAGAAAUGCAAGACCAUGGGGUUCCCCACAUUGAAGGUCUAGAUGAAUGUUGUAAACUGUACCAUCAUAAUAAUGAAGGAAAAUCAUCAUCUGAUGGGGGGCCGUCUACUACCAUCACCAGCUCAUCAGCAUUGGAAAAUGGAAGUAUCGACGAAUUGGAUUUAGAUAAGUUGGAUCUCGGGACCUCCGAAAGUUUCAUUAGCAACAAAAACACCAAUCCACCACCUCCAUCAUCAUCAUCAUCAUCAUCAUCAUCGUCUAAAAAAUCCUCCAAUUAUUCUACUGCUACCACCCUUACCGCCGCCCAAAAGGACGCCCUUGCCAGUUCCCCAGUACUUUCUCCAGCCGAACCGAAAUUCGGUCAACCUUCCGAACUCGCAAAACAAUCCCCAAUCCUUAGACCCAUUGAAAAAAACCACGCUUCCCAUAGUGACUCGCCAAUCCUUAGGGCUGCCAACCUUGACCCCUCGUUAACCGGUAUCAACCCUACCCUUUACAAUUCUUUCCUUGCUUCCCGGCCUGACCAUUUCGAAACUGUCGCCAUCACCAAUAUCUUGGCCCAGUCUCUAUUACACCCAACGGUUCCUAUUCAUAUUGUCCAUCUUGCAUCUCAAGAAGCCGUGCCAUUGAUAAAAUUCGCCCAAUUGCAUAAUCUCCCCAUCACCGCCGAGACUUGCUUCCAUUACUUAUCGCUUUCUGCCGAGAAAAUUCCUGCCAAAGCCACCCAUUUCAAAUGUUGUCCGCCAAUCCGUACCGAAAGUAAUCGAAAAGCCCUUUGGCAAGCCCUCGCCCAAGGUAUCAUCACCACGGUGGUAUCCGAUCAUUCUCCUUGCGUGCCAGAACUUAAAAACCUCAGCGGCGGCGAUUUCUUCAGCGCAUGGGGUGGUAUCGCCUCCGUUGGCUUGGGACUCCCGAUCUUGUAUUCGGAAACCCUCAAAAUGCUUUCUAAUGGCAAAGAUCACCGGUUCUCUCUCGUCGAUAUCGUCAGAUGGUGUUGUGAAAACACCGCAAAACAGGUGGGGUUGGACCAUCGUAAAGGGUUCAUCCAAGAAGGUCACGAUGCCGAUUUUGCAAUCUUUGACGAUAAAGUCAGAUGGAAAUUGACCAAUGACGCCAUGCAUUUCAAAAACAAGUUGACCGCGUAUCAUGGCUUUGAAGUGGUUGGGAAAGUGGUGGAAACCGUGGUUAGAGGUAAGAGUGUAUUUGUCUCUGGUAGAGGUCAUAGUGAAACCCCAUUGGGUGGCUUGAUUUUGGAACCAAGAAAGUGA